AUGGCCGCCCCUUCAAAGCGAGCCAGCCCGGCGCCAGUAUUGGUUCCCCGCGGUGCCAAGGUUCUAGAGGGCAAAUACAUCGUUAAGAUGAAGACAGAAGCUCAGCUUUCGGCAGUUGAAUCUGCUCUUUCUGGUGUCAGCGCUGGCGCAGACCACAGAUAUUCCCACAGCUUCACUGGCUUUGCUGCUUCCCUGACACCCGGGGAGCUUGAAGCCUUGCAGAACGAUCCUAAUGUCGAGUUCAUUGAGCAAGAUGCUACUGUCAGCACCAAGGGAAUCAUUACUGAGAACAGUGCCGACUGGGGCCUGUCUCGUAUUUCCAACAAAGAGCCCGAUACCACCAAGUACUCUUAUGACUCUAGUGCCGGAGACGGCACUUGUGCGUUUGUAAUAGACACUGGAAUCGACAUUCACCACCCUGAAUUCGAAGGCCGAGCAAAGUGGCUAGAGAACUUCGUUGGCGACGGCCAAGAUGCAGAUUUGUUUGGACACGGUACUCACGUCUCUGGCAUCAUUGCCGGCAAGACAUUCGGAGUCGCCAAAAAAGCCAAUCUUUUCGCCGUCAAAGUCCUCGAUGCAACUGGCCAGGGCAACAACUCUGUAAUUAUUGCUGGCAUGGACUACGUCGCCAAGAACGCAAGCAGCCAGCAUUGCCCCAAGGGCAUUGUUGUCAACAUGUCUCUGGGCGGCAUCAAAACUGAUGCCGUUAACUCAGCCGCUCUUUCUAUAACAAAUGCUGGGCUCUUUCUCGCUGCAGCUGCCGGCAACGAUGCCCUCGAUGCCGCUGAUUUUUCGCCUGCCUGUGUGCCUUCAGUUUGCACAGUUGGCGCCACUGACAGGAACGAUUCUUUCGCUCUCUACUCUAAUAGAGGCUCAGCUGUUGAUGUCCUUGCUCCCGGGACAAAUAUCACAUCAGCUUGGCCUGGUAAUCUUACCAAGAUUAUGUCUGGUACCUCAAUGGCCGCUCCCCACGUAGCUGGUCUAGGUGCCUAUCUUCUUGGCCUGGGCCAGAAGAUUGGCGGCCUCUGUGGUACAAUCUCUUCUUCUGCUCUCAAAGGUGCUAUCAAAGAUGUGCCUCAGAGCACUGUCAACUUGCUUGUCCAGAACGGCGUUUAG
This is a messenger RNA of Trichoderma asperellum CBS 433.97, 1116 nucleotides long. RefSeq lists its product as uncharacterized. Gene Ontology annotation, biological process: proteolysis. Gene Ontology annotation, molecular function: serine-type endopeptidase activity. Lineage: Eukaryota; Fungi; Ascomycota; Sordariomycetes; Hypocreales; Hypocreaceae. The record is from RefSeq and is a predicted model, not a curated record.